GUAAAUAACUCACUGUCCUAGAAGCGUGUAUUUGAAUUUGAAAUUUCCAACGUUCAGUUUCAGUCUUCAGUAGUUUUAAAUUAUCCCAGUGUUUUCUGUUCUAUCUAUCUCACUGCAAUUAUGGAGAAUUUGAAAUCGCUAAUUCUCAAAUUUUUGAUCAAAAUCUAUAUCAGCGCAACUUCGGCUUUGCUGUGAUAUCUCACAUGUUCUUUGACUCAGUAGAAUUGAAGUUACUCUAUCUGUCUUUAAUUUUUCAUAAUUAUGUCUUUUGGUGGUUUUGGAACGAGUGCCUUUGGUAGCACACCAGCAGCAUCAACAGCAGGUGGUUUCGGAACUGCAGGUACCACAGGAAGUGCCUUCGGGAACACAACAACGACUGGGUUCUCUGGAUUUGGUGCAGCAUCCACAGCUAGUCCUUUUCAAAGCACAGGUUUUGGGACAAGUUUCGGCACAGCUGCACCGACCACCACUUCUGCUCCAUCUUUAUUCUCUGGUUUUAACCAACCCAAAACAACCGGAACAGGAACUUUUGGCACGACAACUUUUGGAGCACCAGCAACAGCCACCUCUACAAGUUUCGGAGCUCCAACCACUGGGUUUGGUGGCUUUGGAAGCAACCCUACUGGUUUUCAAAACACUGGAUUCGGUGGAACAAGCUUUGGCACCGCUACCACAACUGCAUCACUUUUCUCUGGUUUUGGUCAGACGCAAACAACCACCACUGGAUUCUCUGGGUUUGGAGGUUUUGGUGCCAACAAACCCCUUGGUACCACACAGCCAAGUUUCAGUUUUGGUUCGGCCCUUGGUGGCGGAACCACAGGAGGUCUUGGAGGUGGAUCACUUUUUGGUCAGCCGCAACAGCAGCAGCAGCAGCAACAACAGCAGCAGCAGCAGCAGACGUCCGGCUACAGUGAACUGGUUGUCAAUUCUAUCCUCAACUGUCACAUCUUUGGUGAUGAACGUGAUCAAGUCCUAGCCAAGUGGAACCUCCUUCAAGCAUUCUGGGGAACUGGCAAAGGAUAUUACGCUCAAAAUACUCCACCCGUUGAAUACACUCCCCAAAAUCCUCUGUGUAAGUUUAAAGCGAUUGGUUAUAGCUGCAAAACAUCAAACACCAAUAAAGACUGUCAAGUAAUCCUUCAGUUUAGCAAAACAGAUGAAGACAUUAGGAAUCAAAAGAAUCAAUUGCAAACAAGUUUGAAUGCUCUCUUUGGAAACAAGCCAAACCUUAGCAUAAUUUUUGACUCUAUCAAACCAAUCUCAGAGACGAAGAGCACAGUCAUUUUUUAUGUUGAAGAAAAAUUACAAACUGGUGCCACCAGAAGAGUUCCUUCCUCAGAAAUCGUUUCAUUCAUGAUGCAACCUGUACCGAAGCAACAGCUCACAACCAUGGGAGUAGAAGAUCUUUUCCCCUUUAGUCCACUUGAUGAUGAAUCUGUUAAAAAUUAUCUAGCAAAUCCACCUGCAGGUAUUGAUCCCCGAAUUUGGAAACAAGCUCAACUAGAAAACCCAGAUCCUGAUAAGUACAUCCCUGUGCCGUUGGUUGGAUGGGAAGCUAUCCGCUGGCGCUCAAAAUGUCAAGAGCACGAGAACAAAAUGCACCAAGCGUUUUUGGACAGACUUGCGGAGGAUAUCUCAGAGCUGCAGGCUCAACACACCCGCACCGCUGCUAAAGCAUUGGAGUAUAAACAAAGCCUGUUACAGCUACAGCACCGGCUGCUGAAGGUUCUUGUGAAGCAAGAAAUGACACGAAAUCAUGGAAUGGCAUUACGACCAGAAGAAGAGGCUCUGUGUAGUCGGUUAGAAAGUCUUCACCAUCAGCUUAAUAUGCCCUCUCAGUUCAAGGGUCGAUUGAAUGAGUUACUGGCAAUGAUGCGAUUGCAAUUUGAUGAGACAGCGUCUACUGGCACCUCUGGCCGUUAUAUUAUGGAUCCAAGCAUGCAAACUGAUAUCAAACAGUUCUUGCAAAUGGAACAAAAUGGAAUGAUGCAACUCAUAGAAGUCUAUAAAAAUGACCGAGAGGACAUCAAAACAAUGUGUGAUGGACUCAGGGAACUAAAAGCUUGCAAAGCUGGUCCAUCUGGGGCUUCAUGAUGAUUCCGAAUUGAAAGUAUGCCACGCCUGCCGACUGCCUCAAGAGACCUUGUUGGAACUUUUUAUCAACUGAUCUGUGUUUUGUUAGUACAAAAUUUCAGAAUCGAAGGCGAACAAUCGUCAAUGCAAUGGAUAGGCUCUUUUUACAUUUAUAUUACGUUUUGAAUUUAAUCUCAUUUUUGACUCUUUGUAAUUGUGUACAGUUAAAUUUUUAGUGCAAGAUGCAACUUUUCCUAUUUUCUUCUCUAAGAUAAUGGACCCUAGACAAGGUGCAAAUUAAAGUAGUAUAGCCACAUUUCACCGUGUGACCUUUCACUGCCCAACAGUUCACUGCGUGACAUUUCACCCAAAGCAUUAUGAAUUUCAUAUGACAUGAUUACGUUAAUUAUAAUUAUGUUUUCUCGUCAAAGUUUUGCGUAAAACACAACUCUUACAACACAAAUCAUUGAAAGCAACCUCUAACCAAAGUAUGAACGUUUUUUGAUUCAUAAAUUCAAGCUUCCUGCCCAUGAAAAAACCAUAAUCUACUAGAGUUAAAUCGCACACUAAACGUUACCGCAAUAGUUUCAGCUAAUAUGGCAACCUCAAUCUUGGCUCAGCUGUUGUGAGUUGUUUUUAAAUUUUGGACAACACAUGGCAGAAAAGGAUCACUGAUCAAUUAAGAAACUUGCCUAAACUGCUGUGGUGUGCGAUUUGAUUCACGUGAAUUCUGGUUCCUCUUGUGAGCAGGCAAUUCAAAUUUUUUGUAACCAGUGCUAAAUGAAAACGAUAGUAUGUAUCUUGGUUAGACGUUAAUCUCAUUAAGCUAAAGGGGGAAUUUCACUCUAUGUGAAAGUUUGAAGAGGAAACACUUACCAGAAUGCUUACAUUUGGCCUACAUUUUGCAACUCGGAACUACAAAAUCUAGCUCAAUUUAGAAACAACAUAUGAACCAUUAGUUACCCUAUGCACAUGAGUGUUUUUAUAGAUGUGCCAGAAAUUGUAGCUCCUUAUUGCAAAAUGAAUUCAAUCUGUACCUUGUCCAAUGGUCCAUUUUAUUAUGUAUCAGCUUUCUGAUGGAGUCUCUGAGAAAAAACAUCAGUUUUAAGUAUAAGAAAAAAGGAAAAAACACAGAACUUGCCUCUUGUCGGAAUCAAUGAAAUCCUCAUGAGAAUUCCUGCAAGAAGCAUCCGUCUUAUGUUGCCAGAAACUACUCUCUUUGUUUUCUCAGAAGCUUUUAUCUUGAAGCUCCAUAAAAUUAAUGAAUUUUUUACAAUAUAAUUGAAUCAAAAUUAAUGACUUAAGCACUGAAACAUUUCAAACAAAUUAAAAAGGUAAAAGUCGUUACAUGAUUAAGUAUGUAGAAUUGAAAAGAAUCAGCCUAUCUACAUCAGAAAUUUCCUGAUUCCCCUUGUAUGUUAAUUUUUCUUCAGAAAACUGAAAGUAACACUUUGACUUAUAUUCACAGAAAGUUUUAAGGCUUUACGUUGUUUAGUUUUCUGUUAAAAAAAUAAAAAAAAUGAGGAAAAAUUAGGUAACAUCCGUCCAAUUUUUUUCACUUCUUUAAUAUUUGCACACGCAUGCAAACAUGCAUCAUGUUUCAUUUUUAUCACAAAUUUUACAGAAAAUAUCGAAUGUACUUUUUAAUAAUCACAGUCAAUUUACUAGAAAAUGUAUGAGGUUUUUCAGUCGAUAUGUAAAACGUUAGGGUCCGUUUUUGAUUUGUCUGUGAUUAUAACUGCCUCUUGUUAAUGAAGCUAUUCAGCUUAGAAAAGAAGUAGAUGGGAAGUUUUUCUGAUCUGAUGUGUGAAUGUAAUCCAUCUGAAUAUGAUGGUUUUUAUAGCCAAUUCUAGAAUUAAUGGAGGUACCAUCAAAUCCUUUCUCUGCCAACUUUAUUUCUUUUUUCAAUGGGAAUGUUUUCACUUUUUCAGUGUUGACCAAAAGUUUUUAAACUGGUUAUUUGAGCCAGUGCGUAUUUCAAUUGUAUGUCAGUCCAACCUCAAUUUUUUCAAAACAGUGAAUGGUAAAUAAUUGUACUAUUAGUUUUUAUGAAUAAAAUUUUUUUAAUUAAUGGAAA
Bemisia tabaci is the source of this 4150-nucleotide messenger RNA. RefSeq names its product nuclear pore complex protein Nup54 (gene Nup54). Gene Ontology annotation, biological process: NLS-bearing protein import into nucleus; protein localization to nuclear inner membrane; nuclear pore organization. NCBI's taxonomy places the organism in Eukaryota, Metazoa, Arthropoda, Insecta, Hemiptera, Aleyrodidae. The record is from RefSeq and is a predicted model, not a curated record. Gene Ontology annotation, cellular component: nuclear pore central transport channel; nuclear pore. Gene Ontology annotation, molecular function: structural constituent of nuclear pore.